UCCACACAUAUCUCCGCGACGAUGUCGGACUACCAAAAGCAGAUGAUGCACCAUGUUGGUGCCAGUGGCGUCAUGUUAUGCUUGUCAAUGGCGUGGGAGCUGGGCGUGGUGGAGAUGCUGCUGGAAGCCAAACAGCCUCUUACAUCACAACAGGUGGCGGACAAGUUGAACCUUAGAGAAAGGUAUGUCCGUGAGAUCCUAGGUGCCUUGACUGUCGGAGAGGUCAUCAGCGUGGAUGACUCGUCCACCAAGUUCCAUGUUCCAGAGGAUCACAAACAAACAUUAGCGACAGUGUCGGUAUUUUCCAGAUUUAUGCCACAGUUUGGUAUGAGAUAUAACAAUGUCAUGGAUUGUACCCAACAACGGAACCCUGGCGGAAUGCUCUACGGUGAAAGCCCUUGGAUGUAUAGCAUACUGGAAGACAUGUUGGUCACAGCCAAGAAAGAUAUGAUUGAUACGGACAUCCUGCCUGCCAUGCCUCAGAUAGUGCCGAAGUUAGAAUCAGGGAUCAAAGUUGCGGAAUUGGGCUGCGCAACAGGAUUCCUGGUAAACAAAUUAGCCUCCCGAUUCAAGAAAAGCGCCUUCCUUGGUGUGGACGUAGCAAGCAAGCCACUGGAAGAAGCCAGAGCAGAUGCAAAUGGCCGUGGCAUUCAGAAUAUCACCUAUAGCACUGAUAAUAUUGAAAACAUAUCUGAAAAAUACAACGGGAGUUUUGACUGGAUACUAACCCGCUAUGUCAUUCACGACCUUGCCUAUCCCCAGCAAGCUUUAAACCAGAUCUAUCGGUGUCUGAAACCAGGAGGUAUUUACAGCAUGAUUGACGUUGCACUUGAGGAAGGAAUUAUUGGUAACAUUGCAAAUGGGACAUCUAUGUUGUACUACUCGCUCAGCACAUUUAUGUGCCUCCCGGAGAGCUUCCGCCAGCCUGACUCUGCAGCUCUUGGGGCAACAUGGGGUGCACCUUUGGCAAGAGAGAUGGUUGCCAAAGCUGGUUUCACCAUCAUAAACGAGUCUGCAAGUCCCACUGAUGAGAAGGAAAUCCACUUUGUCUGUCAGAAGUAG
Haliotis rubra (blacklip abalone) is the source of this 1062-nucleotide messenger RNA. RefSeq lists its product as uncharacterized. The transcript has 4 exons. The record is from RefSeq and is a predicted model, not a curated record. Lineage: Eukaryota; Metazoa; Mollusca; Gastropoda; Lepetellida; Haliotidae. The coding region runs from base 22 to 1062 and encodes 346 amino acids.